AUGCCGAGAAGCUCCCGCUGCCGGCUCGGGGACGGGGCGCAGGUGCGCCUGUCACCGGAGCGGCUGCGAGCUCGGGGCCGCCGAGCACAGCGGGGAGGCGGGCUGCCCGCUCUCGAAGCGCGGCAGCUCAUCGAGCGGAGGGGGGCGAGCGGACUCACCCGGGUUCGGCGGGACGGGGCUGGGGCUGCCGCUGCCACCGCCUGGAGAUGGGGUGGUCAGGUUGUUCUGGCUCCCGGCGGCGUUGCGGGGCCGCAGGGACAGAGCACUCGCCGCCGGGGAGAAGCGUUGAGGCUGUGCUGGGGUGAACAGAGGCUGCCGGAGAAGGAUGGUGCUUCUGGGGAAACAACACCCUCCGCUCCCCCCCUCUUCCCGGCGCGGGCGGUCUGCUCGCCUUUGAUUGCGAGGCGAGGGCAUCCUGCCCCCGCCGCUCCCCCCUCCCGGGAUGGUUACAUACAAAGGCUGCUUUCCAGGAACUUUCCAGGAACCGCAUCAUGUGACAGAACCCGCUCCGGCGCCUCCGCCGCGAUCGCGGCCAGCCAGGGCCGACGCACCGAGCCGCCGCCCCUGUCACGCCGGGGCAGCGGUCGCCGAAUGCUGCCCCGCGGCCCCCCCCCCCCCUCCUCCUCCGCCCGCGGGGCCGCGGGCGACGCGCAGAUAGAAGCAGGCGUGGCAGGAGGGAGCGUGAGCUUUCCAGUGGAACACAUGACAGCAGGGACCUGCUCCAGGAGUCUCAACAGGGGCAUCUGUGAACUGGACUGGAGAAUCUUCACGACUCAGACAUCUGAAUCUCAUCUUCAUCCUCCCUUCACAGAGAAGGAAAAUGUACCUCCAGAGAACAACUGUGUGACACAGUCUAUACAAUAAAAUGUUAAAAUAAGAUC
This is a messenger RNA of Pseudopipra pipra, 881 nucleotides long. RefSeq names its product collagen alpha-2(I) chain-like. The record is from RefSeq and is a predicted model, not a curated record. The transcript has 6 exons. Bases 1 to 864 code for a protein of 287 amino acids. Lineage: Eukaryota; Metazoa; Chordata; Aves; Passeriformes; Pipridae.